AACACCAAACACUCCCACAAUUUAGAGUGAAUAUUUUGGUUAAAUAUUAAACAAGUGAAACUGGUUUAUCAUUGACACUGCAAAAACCAGGAUAGAGGACAUCUGACAAAAUAUAAAUUGGCACCUAAAUUUAGUGCAGAAAAAUGGAGGACGAAUGGAAAAUUUCAGGAAAUGAAACACUUUCUAUAGUUGUAGAGAAGGACACAGGGUUCAGCAUACAGGAUAGGGUAUUAAUAGGAGCAGUGACUACUUUAAUAGUGUUGGUAAUCCUCGCACUUGUUCUACGACUUCUGAAACAGCCGUGCAAGCACCGUGUAAACCAAAGCGAGGAGGAGAAGAAGGAUUAUGAUAAAUAUUCAACAAAUUCCAGCUUAGAAGAUUCUUCAUCGGAUGUCUCCUUCAGAACUUCUUCUUCCGGUUACUCGGAGUCCUCGGGAAGGAGCAGUCAAGUCACACAGCUUUCAUAUUGUUCCUCUGAAUUCUCAUUAAAAUCCGAUGAUAGAUUAGUUUCGAUAUCCUCAUCUUUACCAGACUUAACAGGAAAAAAUUCAAAGUCCAUCAAUAUUUCGUCACCAUCAGUUUUUACCCUCAACACUGAACUUAUGUCGAAGCUUUCAUGUAAUUCUGAACAAAUUAAAUCAAAUCUAGACGAUACAGGAAGGACAAACAAAUCUACAUGUAGCAUAAAGUCUGUAGAGCAUCUGAACAGUUCACUGUCAAAUUCUUUCUUGUCUUUAGCAUCCUCACAGUUAUUAGAUACAAAUUCAAGAAACUCCAAGAACAUCACAGUGGAGCAUGCGUACGGGAAAUAUUUACCAAAAUUCUACAAGUACACAGAAUUAAAAGAAAAUAUCGAAUCACAAUCAAUACAUUAGUUGGACUAUUUCUGUGUUAAUGUUUCAAACAAAUGCUUGCAAUAGAUAUUUUUAUUACAGAUAAAACAUGUUAUUUGAUUGUACAUAUACAUGACUGUGUAUAUAGUGAUAAAUGACGUUUAGUUAAUUCUACAAACAAUUAAUGUAAAGCAAAGCAUGAAAAGUAUAUCAUCUUUAUUAAGGCUUAUUUAUUAGUUCUUAAGCGAUGUUUUGUGCAUGAUAAAACUGCUGCAAGAUAAUGAUUUGUGAUAUAUUUAUGAUUUUAGAUGCAUUCAAUUUCUUUCACGACAUUUUUGUUUGAAAUUUACGACUACAGAGUAGAAAUCUAAUGUAUGCGUCCAAACACGUCCUUUCAGUUGUAUAAUUUUAUUCCACUUUAAUUCUCAAUGCAAAAUGUACAUAAAUAACAGCUUUUGUGGUCUCUUAAAUUUAAUGACUUUCCUUAUUGAAAGUCUUUGUAAAUGAUGGUAUGUAAAUUGUCUUACAAGGUAUU
Molecule: messenger RNA, 1368 nt
Organism: Saccostrea echinata
Lineage: Eukaryota; Metazoa; Mollusca; Bivalvia; Ostreida; Ostreidae
Exons: 6
Coding region: 144-875 (243 amino acids)
Source: RefSeq, a predicted model, not a curated record